Molecule: messenger RNA, 1513 nt
Organism: Telopea speciosissima
Lineage: Eukaryota; Viridiplantae; Streptophyta; Magnoliopsida; Proteales; Proteaceae
Product: phospholipase A1-II 1-like
Exons: 2
Coding region: 11-1513 (500 amino acids)
Biological process (GO): lipid metabolic process
Molecular function (GO): glycerophospholipid phospholipase A1 activity
Source: RefSeq, a predicted model, not a curated record
AUUAGUAAGGAUGGGUAUUCUCAAUGACAGCAUUUCCAGAGAAUGGAAGAAGCUGAUCGGUCAGGAAAAGUGGAAGCACAUGCUGGACCCGCUCGACAUCGAUCUCCGGCGAUACAUUAUCCAUUACGGUCAAAUGGCUCAGGCAACAUACGAUGCCUUCAACUCAGAGAAGGAGUCCAAGUAUGCCGGAAGCUGCCGGUACGGGAAGUCAGAUUUCUUCUCCAAGGUGGGUUUGGAGAUAGGAAAUCCAUACAAGUAUGAGGUGACCAAGUUCAUCUACGCCACAUCCUCAGUGGACGUUCCAGAUGCUUUCAUAUUGAAGUCUUUGUCAAGGGAUGCAUGGUGUAGACAAUCCAAUUGGAUAGGUUAUGUUGCUGUGGCCACUGAUGAAGGGAGAAGAGUUUUGGGAAGAAGGGAUAUCGUAGUUGCUUGGAGGGGAACGAUCCAGGCUUUGGAAUGGGCCAAUGACUUUAACUUCAUAUUGGUCUCUGCUAGUCCUCUGUUUGGACCAGGUUCUGGCGAGGCUGAGGUGCAUCAGGGCUGGUUCUCCAUGUACACUUCUGAUGAUCCACACUCCCAAUACAAUAAGUCCAGUGCAAGAGAUCAGGUAUUGGGUGAGGUGAGAAGACUAGUGGAAAAAUUCAAGCACGAAGAGAUCAGCAUAACUAUAACAGGCCAUAGCUUGGGAGCAUCACUUGCAACACUAAACGCAGCAGACAUAGUUGCCAAUGGAGUGAAUAAGCCCAAGAACCAGCCCAACAAUGCGUGCCUAGUGAUGGCUUUCGCCUUCGCCGGCCCCCGCGUUGGAGAUGCCAAAUUCCGGAAGUUAUGCUCAAGAUUAGAUGACCUUCGAGUGUUGCGCAUUCGCAACGUUCCGGACAUUGUCCCGAACUACCCGUUUUUGGGCUAUUCCGAUGUUGGACCGGAACUGGUGAUCGAUACUCUGAAGUCUAAUUACUUGAAACGUCCUGGGAAUUUUUUUACUUGGCAUGACUUGCAAGCCUACCUGCAUGGGGUCGCUGGCACACAAGGGCCCAAUCGAGGGUUCAAGUUGGUAGUUGAUCAUGAUAUUGCACUCAUGAACAAGUACAUGGAUGUGUUGAGAGAUGAAUAUCUUAUUCCUGCUUCAUGGUGGGUUGAGAAGAAUAAGGGAAUGGUUCAAACUGCUAAUGGUUAUUGGAAAUUAAUUGAUCAUCAAGGGGACAAGGAAAUAUGGCAUGCUGAGGAGCAUAAGCCUAUACAGACACACCAUUAUGAUGUUUUCGAGUAUCCACCUCAACCUACCUAUCUAUCCGAGCCCUACUAUCCGCCGCCGUUGUAUGCUUACCCGUCUGAGUCAAGCUAUCAAUGGCGCGGAGAUAGUAGUCAGACUGUUGAGAGUAGCAUCGUAUCCUUCUUCCAAGAGUUUUGGGAGCCCACUUCAAUAGAGCUCCAACAGCAGUACCCACCCCGAUGUGAUGAUGAUGACUUUGAUAGUCAUCCAUACGAUGGAUCACGAUAUUCAAUGUGGUAG